GCUUCUGCGGAAACAAUAGCUUUUAGCAGCGUUUGUUAAGGCUGCUGAAAGAUAUUGUCUACGCAUGUGUAUAAUGUAAACAUCACGACCAGGGACCGGGUCGGUGGGUUUAAGAACAGCUGUUCAAAAUUUGCCAGCGCUUAAAAAUAAAUAAAAAAAAGUGCAGAAAGAGUUUCAACGUUGACGUUUAGCUAAUUGUAAUUAUGUUUUUUAGCUCUGUUUGGAGGGGAUGUGAUAAUGGAAGCUUGGGUGGCGACAGCAAAUCAAGUGAUUCGGAUUCGUAUAGUAGCAUGGAUGACUCUUGUCUGUGGGAGUUAUAUACAGGCGACAACAAUACAACCAAGUCUAAUAAGGUGAAGAAAUGCUUCUCCCCGCACAAAACACCCAAAAAAGAUUCACUUUACAAAAUAUACCCCAAAAAGUCACCCCAAAUUAAAGUUAACAAUCGAUCUCCUCGUCAACUUACGUUGAAAGAAUCAUUCAAGAGAACUCCAACCAAACCGCUACUGCGCAAAUCAUUUUUUACGAAUUCUCCUUACAAAAAAACUUCACGUAGUUCGCCUCGACUGAAAUCUUCAUAUCGUACUCCGAGUUCAUCACCAAAAAAACCCAUGGAAAUUGUAAAUGAAGCUGAAGACUCAAUCUUAUGGCAGUUAUAUAAAGACGAUCGCUUUAAAAGUUCUGGAAAUUGUAAGAAGAAUUAUUCACCUACGAAAAUGGUCACAUCUUCACCUUGUAAAUCACCAUUAAUGAAUUCUAUGGACUUUGAUGCGUGCGACAGCUUAGAUACAUAUCUAUGGAAUUUAUGCAAAAAUGGGGAAAAAGAAAUAUCUAAGUCCAGUCCAAAACAAAUGGAAAAAUCUCCACGUAAACUGUCUGUAACGUCUACAAAUCAAACCUCUAAGAAGACAACGAACAAGACAACUAGCAAGGAGCCAAGCACGUUAGAGUUACCCAAGAACAGUACUGGUGAUACCAAAUCAAUGCAAAGUCAAUCAAAAGUAAAGAAAUAUCAAUCAAAAAAGGAUUCUGCUUCACCUGUCAACAAAAAAUCGACUACCUCGUCAUCAAAGUCAUCCUUAAGAAAACCUUUAAAACCGUCAAAAAGCAUAAGCCCAAAAGAUGAAACUUUUAAGGGCGUGUCUUUUCUUAUGACACCUUCAGUUAAGAAAGGCUGCAAAACAACUGAAUGCUCAUCAGAUGUGCUAAUCAAUUCCAAGCUUUCCAACGGUUCACUUAAACGGCAUAAUUCAAUGAAUGAAAGCUUUUCGGGUCAAUACACUCCAUUAUGUAAGCUUACGAAUCGAUUGACAAAUUCUGAGCCACGUGCAAAAAGGAAAAUUGACACUUCUAUCAAUGGCGAUUCUUCUGAUGAAUGCACAAGCAAGAAGAAACCACGUUGUCUGCAACUCGAAGAAAACCGCCCGAGAAGUUGCAUUCCACUUUUUGCUGACUCAUCAUUUUUUAUACCAAUAUUAAAUGCUGAUGAUUUUACGCACGUUGGCAUUGCGCCAAUGAAAUAUGAGAAAGAAUGCGCUUCCUGUAGCACAAGUCAUACACCUUUAUGGCGUGACGCGGAGGAUGGGACGCAUUUAUGUAACGCGUGUGGCAUUCGUUGGAAAAAACAUCGAAUACGAUGCACCAGAUGUUGGUAUAUUCCACUGAAAGACGAGAAAAAGUAUGAGCUCAUCGUAACCGCGAUCCCAGGACCUGUUGUCUCUUUUUGUACAUCUGACAGCGAGACCUAUCAAUAA
Messenger RNA from Hydractinia symbiolongicarpus, 1754 nucleotides. RefSeq lists its product as uncharacterized. Gene Ontology annotation, biological process: regulation of transcription by RNA polymerase II; oocyte development; spermatogenesis. Lineage: Eukaryota; Metazoa; Cnidaria; Hydrozoa; Anthoathecata; Hydractiniidae. The coding region runs from base 204 to 1754 and encodes 516 amino acids. The record is from RefSeq and is a predicted model, not a curated record. Gene Ontology annotation, cellular component: nucleus. Gene Ontology annotation, molecular function: zinc ion binding; sequence-specific DNA binding. The transcript is spliced from 2 exons.